Messenger RNA from Austrofundulus limnaeus, 4677 nucleotides. RefSeq names its product partitioning defective 3 homolog. Gene Ontology annotation, biological process: establishment of centrosome localization; microtubule cytoskeleton organization; establishment of cell polarity. The record is from RefSeq and is a predicted model, not a curated record. The coding region runs from base 720 to 4184 and encodes 1154 amino acids. The transcript has 22 exons. Gene Ontology annotation, cellular component: cell cortex; apical plasma membrane; apical junction complex. Gene Ontology annotation, molecular function: protein binding; phosphatidylinositol binding. Lineage: Eukaryota; Metazoa; Chordata; Actinopteri; Cyprinodontiformes; Rivulidae.
GUUUUAUUCCUUAUAUUAAAAUUACAAAAUUCUAAUUGCUAAACAAUUGUGUGUUUUAUAUCCACGAGGGUCUACUAAACGUAAAUAGCCAGAGGAAAUUAAAAAAAUGCACACCAAGCAAAAGCUUUGAAUGAAAACAGUGGGGGGUGGGGGACACUGCCCCCUCCUCGCCCUCCCUUGAUGGCACCCCUGGUUCUAAUAAAAACACUUCCUUUCUUAAAUCUAGACAAUAAAGUUAAAUGUUUAAAACAAUUKCCUAAACAAAGAAAACAAAGUUUUCUCCCUCUAAAAGCAUACAAGUCGUGGGCUGAGUUUUGUAGUGAUCAGCCCUGAGCCUCGGCUGCUGCUGGGGAACAUUCUCUGCCUGCUCUGACAUGUGGCGCUGGUGUCAGUCUGUCAGCUGGAGCGGUGCGUGGACAGGCUUCUCGUUUUGUUGGGAACUUUAUGUAAAGUGAGUCAACACGGCUCAGGGAGGACGCCACCCAGCCCUGCCGCUGCUGGAUCCGGGGCUUCUGCUCCCAGGAAACCACACACGCACACACACAGUUCUCUCGGGUCUUCAGCUGGGGGAUACUUUUUUCGUUUUUUAUUUUUUUAAAACUUGCUAUACCUCCGCACAUACACGUACACACGCGCGCGCGAGCACCAGGGGAUAAUGAUCGCGGUUCGGACGCGUCUUUCCUCUCUUUGGAUGCACUAACUAACACGGCGGAGGAGACAUGAAAGUGACGGUGUGUUUCGGGAGAACGCGAGUGGUCGUUCCGUGCGGAGAUGGGAAUUUUAAAGUCCAGAACCUCAUCGAGCAAGCUAUCAUGAGGUAUAAGAAAGCCACUGAAAAGGACCCCAACUAUUGGGUUCAGGUCCACAGGCUUGAACAUGGAGAUGGAGGGAUUUUGGACCUCGAUGAUAUGCUGUGUGAUGUGGUGGAUGACAAAGAUAGGCUGGAAGCAGUAUUUGAAGAGCAGGAUCCACACAAUGGCGGUGACGGUACCAGUGCCAGCUCCACUGGAACUCAGAGUCCGGAUCCCUUUGCCAAUGGAAUGAGUUCAGCUUCGGCUUUUCAACCUUACCAAGCAAACAGUGAGAUUGAGGUUACUUCAUCUGCUCUGCGAUCUAGCAUGUCUCUCAAUGUCCGUCGCAGCAGCGAUCCCUCCUUGGCUGACCUUCAUCCAGGUGAAAUUGUGGUUGGUCAAGAGGAACCAUCAAGAAAGAACCCAAGUUGUUGGUCCACAACUGCUGGUUUCCAGAAAGUCAACCAUAAGCCAAGCAGAAGUGGUGGACCAAGCAGCCUUGAACAAAAGGGUAGAGGAACCCAAGCCUAUCGAAGCCUUCCUCGGAAUGCGAGUGGCUGGACUGCUCAGUUUCAUAGAGAGUUGACCCGAUCCUCCCUUAGUGCUAACCAUCCAAUGGUGGACCGAUGGCUUGACCGACAGGAACAGGAAGACGAUGAAGAGGAGCAGGAAGUAGAGCAAAGAAAAGAAGAAAGAAGAAUUGAGCGGAUAGAGCCAGUAGGGAGGGCUGACUCUUCACUGGAGCGUUCACCUGUGUUAAGCAUAGAAGGCAUGCUCAAACCAGUUGAAGUGUCCAAUGAAGGAGGGCCCCUGGGAAUCCARGUAGUCCCUUUCAGUUCGCAUGAUAUUAGGACACAAGGUUUGCUGGUGAAGCGUUUGGAGCCUGGAGGGAAAGCUGAGCAGGAAUGUCUCUUCCAGGAGAACGACUGCAUAGUGAAGAUUAAUCAAGGAGAUAUUCGCAACCUGCGCUUUGAACAAGCACAGAACAUCUUCAGGCAGGCCAUGCGCUCCCGGGUCAUCCUCUUCCAUGUGGUACCUGCGUCCAUGAAGCGGCCGUAUGAGCUGCUGUCGGCGCAGAGCGAACCCAGCACGCCCCAGUCGAGUAGGGUCCGCUUUAGCCAGGACUCACAGCAUUCAGCGAACAGGUCAAGUCUGGUUGCAGGGUUUCCAUCUAAAUCUGGACAACUACCAGGUCUAAACCACAAUCACCAGAGCCCCCUGGCUGGAAGCACCCCAGAUCCAAGUCGACGAAAUGUUACUUUACCCCACAUCGCAGUCUCCAGAACUUCCUCGGCCCUCUCACCCUCCCUUCAACGUAGAGUAAGCACAACCGCAUCCAACAGCACCUACCUGAAGAAAAAAGGCCGCAGCUUCAACAUCAAGCUGAAAAAAGGUCCAGAGGGUCUUGGUUUCAGCAUCACGUCUAGAGACGUCCCUAUUGGUGGAAGUGCUCCCAUUUUCAUCAAAAACAUCCUUCCUCGAGGGGCCGCCAUCCAAGAUGGUCGACUGAAAGCUGGAGACCAACUUCUAGAGGUAAGUGGAGUGGACCUGAGUGGAAAGAGCCAAGAAGAGGUGGUGGCCCUGCUUCGAGCUGCACCCAUGGGGGGGCUUGUGAACCUGUUGGUGCUUCGUCCAGAGGACUCCGCGCUGCCCCGAGAAGUGUGGGCCUCAUCAUUUUAUCAGCUUAGCCAACACGAGGAAGAUGACUUGGUGUUAACCCAGGAUGGUGCACAAGAUUUUAUGACAUUUGAGAUCCCARUGAAUGACUCCGGCUCAGCGGGUUUGGGGGUCAGCGUCAAGGGGAACCGGUCAAAGGAGAACCAGGCUGACCUGGGCAUCUUCGUGAAAUCUAUUAUUAAUGGAGGGGCAGCGAGCAAGGAUGGACGUCUUCAUGUCAAUGACCAGCUCAUCGCUGUAAAUGGGGAGUCGUUGCUCGGCAUGACUAACCAGGAUGCCAUGGAAACCCUCCGCAGGUCCAUGUCGGUAGAGGGCAACAAGCGAGGAAUGAUUCAGCUCAUUGUGGCUCGGUGGAUGGGAAGAGACAGUGAGGGGGUCCCUGUCAGCCCUCCUCUGUCAGAGCAUUCUCUUAACUCUUUACUGGACGGCCUUGACCGUCGGAUCUCUCAAUCAUUCGGCGAAACAACUGAAGACCUCUCCAAAACACAAGCUAAUGUAACGUCACGCAAUGGUCACUACCAGCUCUCACCGACAGUGAACAUGCCGCAAGAUGACAUAGUGAUGAUUGAAGACGAUAGGCCGCCCCUGCUUCCUGCUCACCUGUCUGACCAGUCAUCCUCCAGCUCCCACGACGACAUAGGCUUUGUGGGAGAAAACCCUCAACCGUGGAUGCAUGACAUCCCUGGUCACAAUGAAUGMUCACUAAGUCCAGAUGCAGACCCUGACGUUUCAUUCCAGAGGGAGGGCUUUGGUCGACAGAGUAUGUCCGAAAAGCGUAUCAAGCAGUACGACAAUGCUUCUCAACUGGAGAUCAUCAAGAACCGCAAGUCCAAGAGCAUGGAUCUAGGUUCUGCAGAGCAAGUGGUWGGACCCACAUUGGGUCUGAAAAAUUCCAGCUCCCUGGAAAACCUUCAGAGGGCUGUUGCUGCAGCUACUGUGAGAGAUAAAAUCAACGUCCAAAGGAUGCACUCAGGUAUCAUCAGAGGACGCUGCUGCAAUGAGAGCUUCCGUGCUGCUAUUGACAAAUCGUARGAGAAAUCUGGACCUGCAGCAAGAGAAGAGAACAGCACUGAGACAUUGGACGAGGACACAGAGGACAGCUACCGGUCAGGUCGCGAGUCGAUAUCCACCAGCGGCGACCUCAGUGUCCACAGCGGGAUGGACGACAGGCAGAAAGAUGUUGCCAAAGUCGGGCUGAGAGAACCUAAGAAGAUGGAGAGUGAGAAAGACAAGGACAAGAACAAAGCAAAGAAGGGCGUGCUGAAGGGUUUGGGUGAAAUGUUCAGAUUUGGAAAAAGCAAAAGGGACGAGCGGCCAGAUGACAAGAUGGAAAGAAAAAAAUCCAGUAAAUUUAAAACUGAAGAGUUGCAAGCGUCAGAGGAGGAGACCCAUCAAAUGAGGCCGGAACAAGAAAGAAUCCAAGCCGAUGCACAAGAAAUCCAGGUGGCCAAGGAGCGAGAAUACGCCGAAAUUCAGGACGUUGUCAGCCGCACUUUCAGCUCAGAUGAGGAGCACACUUAUGCUGGGAUUGGCUCGAUCGGCUCAUCUGCAGGUAGCAGCAGCUUAGAUGCCUACAAUCACCACUACCAUCUCCCUCAGAGUCCGCAGAGCCCACCUCCUUCACUGAACCUACAGAGCAAUGGCCCGCCACUGGAGGCGCUUUACGCUCAGGUUAAUAAGCGUCGCAAUGAACGUCCUGCAGCUCCCGAAAGGUAAAGAACUUUCCUCUUUAUUCACAAUAUGAAAUGUUCCAAUGCUCUCUAUUAUUCUUAUUUGUUGAAAUUAUACUUAGGCACUGAUUUCACUUGAAAAGCUCUGGAAAUGUUAACCACUUUCUGAUUUAAUAUGAUGAAAAUACCAAAUGUUUUAUAUUAUUAUGAAAUGAUAAAUAUCCCAUUACAACAUGGAAGUUUCAGUUCUUUUAUGUAAGCUUACAUGGGGAGUCCCAAAGAGCUUGUGACAUAGUUUGCAGACUCCCCAAUGCUUUUAAAUAUCUCAUAUUUUUUGUGAAAUAAUCUGAUUCAUGUAAAACUAAUGUCAGACUACACAGCUGAGAGUAAAGUAUUAACAUUUUUUUGAAAUAGACGAUAAAGGAUUUUCAUAGGCAAACUUGAAACAAGUUAAAUGUUGAGGACAUGUCAUGGUACUUUCUUUCUAAUAAUUUAUUUUAAAAUUCACAUUAUAUUACAAGGCAUAUCAAUCACCCUAA